AUAGAGCAGUCCCGUGCCGGUCAUGUGAUGCUCUCCGCAUUUGCAGAUCUCUAGGACGCUCCCUCCAUUGCUGUUCCGCUGGCGUUGUCUUGGUUGGGGUUGCAAAGCUUCUUCCCCUUGAUAUCGCCGUUCGGUGCAUUGAUUGCUUGUCCAAUUGUUCCAAUGCGAAUAAUGAGCUCCUACUGCUGGAGCUCGUCGCAACAAUACCAUGCCGAACACCGUUGCAGCUCGAACAAGCCAUAUCCAGCGGAUGACAAGAGCGGCCAAGCAAGCUGAAAAUAAUGACGAGGAUCAUAGUUCAGGGGAAUCUCCAUCUGGUCCUGAUACUGAUGACGAUUCUGUUGGGCAGAAUGGACAGAAUGGCGCGAAUAAAAUCCCACGCGGAAUGAAGCGAAAACGCCCUCUUAUUGUGUCAUGUGAACUAUGCAAACAAAGAAAAGUCAAAUGCGAUCGUGCCCAACCCAGCUGUGGAUGGUGUGCCCGCAAUGGCCAGUUAUGCGAAUACAAGGAGCGGAAGAAGCCCGGCCUGAGAGCUGGGUACGGCAAGGAAUUAGAGCAGAGACUAAACAGACUGGAGGAGAUCAUUCAAGCCCAAGGCCGCCUCAUCGAGACGCAUAUCCUUCAGGGUCAACCUCACUCGAACCAGGGAUCGUUAUCUUACACUUCCCCGUCUGAGCCAUCAGCAUGCCACGGGCCCAGUCCACGCGGUGUACCAUACUCACAGGAGUCAGUGUCGGCUCAUGUAUCUACCCAGCGAACAGGUAUUCCCAUCACUGGCCUGCCGGACACAUCAAUUUCACAGCAUCAGCUACCAAACAGAAUCGGUGCGGCAGUGCCAUUUACCCAAGCGCAGGGUGCGAAUCACGGCAUCUAUGCUGCAAACGAGUCAUCGUUGAGGGUGCCUGUUGAUCUGUAUUCCAAUGAAGAACAGUCUUUCUCAGAUCCAGACCUUGAUCUUCCGCCGUACGAUCUACUGUACGCAUUAGUAGAUCUCUAUUUUGAGCAUAUCAAUACCUGGUGCCCGAUCCUUCAUCGUCGGACAACGUUGGACACCUUUUUUGGACCAUCCCCUUUAGACGAAGCGGACCGUAUCGUCCUCUAUGCAAUCGUGGCCACCACUUUACGCUUUUCAAGCGAUCUCAGACUUAACGGACACAGCAAGCAGCGUUACCAUGAUGCAGCCAAGCAAAAGGUUCUCCUAUACGGACUAGAAAAUUCAUCUGUGAAGGCUCUUCAGGCUCUAGUGAUUCUGGCUUUAGAUUUAGUCGGUUCCUCCAACGGCCCUCCUGGCUGGAAGCUACUUGCUCUGAUUGCACGGUCCUUGGUCCAACUAGGUUUAGCCGCGGAAACAAAAUCGUCGCUUGCUGGCCCUAUAUACCCUUCCAUUUACACGCUGAGGGCAAUUGUCUUGCCAGAGCCGGGGUCCUGGAUCGAGGAUGAGGGUAGACGCCGGCUGUUCUGGAUGGUGUACCUCUUGGACAGGUAUUCAACAAUCGCGACCGCCUUUGAUUUUGCUUUGGAUGACAAGGAUAUCAAUCUCAAGCUUCCUUGCAAGGAGGAAUAUUUUGUGAAGAAUCAAGCGGUUGAGACGCGGUGGUUCCGUUCUUCAAGGGAGUGUGCCAAUUACGUAAAUAACCACCCAGAAAAUGUCGGAUCUUUUGGACUCUACGUCGAGGUACUCGGCAUUCUAUCUCGGAUCCAUAUAUUUUUAAAACGACCUGUGGAUAUUGGAGCCCUGUCGGACGUCGAAGAAUGGCAAAGUACGUACCGAAAGCUGGACAAUGAGUUGAAGAAUUGGGAAUAUCACCUCCCGACUGAAUAUGCCUAUGAGAACUUAACUCGAUAUUUCAAUGGACCAAAACAGACCAAGAAUUCACAAUGUGAUUUGGUCCAAUUACACGCCACAUAUCAGACGGCUGUGAUCCGACUUCAUUCAUCCGCAGCGUAUCCGACAACUCGAUCGCCUAUUUUCACUCCGUCAUACGGUGCUAGUCAACGAUGUCUCCUUGCGGUUGACAACAUACUCUCGAUAACCCGGUUCGUCGUGGAGAAUAACCUUCUAAACAAACUCGGUCCCCCGUUUGCCUUUACUCUCUGGGUUUGUGCUCGUCUAUUGCUCGUACACGGGUCAACAAUCGCCCAGACAGUCAGCCCAGAUAUACUUUUCUUCGUCGAUACACUUGCUCGCAUGGGCAAGCACUGGAAGGUAGCAGGACGCUACAGCUCGAUCCUACAGCGUGUUCUCGACGAGUACAAUGAAUAUCAGCAAUCUUCAGCAACGGACGGCGAGCGGGCCACACCGUCUACGGUUAAAAUCCUCGCAGAUAUGCGUCGUUGCGCGUUCGAUCUUGAUUUCCUCAUAUCAAACCAGCCACGCUCUUCGACGAUUGGAAUGACAGCGAUAGGAGAUGGCCACCAAACCCCUUCGAUAGCUACCGCAAUGCCACCAAGAGACCCGGCCCCGAAUGAGCUGGAAUACCUUGACGUCUUCGGUUUUUUCAACUUUCCACGAGUCGUUCCGUCGCGAACACCAGACAUGACAAACAUCAGCAUGAAUGAGACAACAUCCAACGAUCCAAUGUCGAUCAACGGCCUUACUGAAUCAGGACAAGUUGAUGCAACACCGUCACAUGCUAACGAGUUUAACAUUACGAACUACCUGGUCCCAACUCCGGAAACUGACUGGCUAUUCCGCCCUGCCGGAUGAGGAGACUCCAGUUCAUCACCUAGAGCUGCCCUCUCACACCGGUAUCGCUGUCAUCUUCAAGGCCUAUUGAGCCAUCCUUUAUAGAUGACAUAUAUAUCUAACCUAGAUCCUACGGAUCUCCUAGUCGUCAGCCAUUUUGACUGCAUUCAAUGGCUUUUCAGCAUAUGCGAGACCGGUUAUUUCUCCAUCAAGGUGCCCGUGAAAGAAGUUCGGUCUUAGUAGGUUAUGGCACUGUUCAGAGUCUAUGUCGAGGACUGUAUUUCGUCAGACCAGUUAGGUUCUCACGCACUUCUCUAAUUAUUCGCUCGGAUUUCUAUAGUCUAGAGGCUGCGUUUCCUUGCUUACUAGGAAAGUACGAUGAAGACACUCCAAGAGACGCUCAAUCAAGACCAAUGAUUGCUUUCCUAAAAUUACCUCCAAUUUGGUCCAAGACUAGUAAAGCAGUGGUGUGAUAUCUUGUUAGCCAGGACCUUUGGUGAUUGAAUUUUUGUACUACUGAACCAUUUAGGGCUCUCCCGCUAUACAUUUUUGAGACACCUUGUGGAAAAC
Messenger RNA from Monascus purpureus, 3256 nucleotides. NCBI's taxonomy places the organism in Eukaryota, Fungi, Ascomycota, Eurotiomycetes, Eurotiales, Aspergillaceae. The record is from the annotation of a GenBank genome assembly.